Cotesia congregata is the source of this 2817-nucleotide messenger RNA. The record is from the annotation of a GenBank genome assembly. Lineage: Eukaryota; Metazoa; Arthropoda; Insecta; Hymenoptera; Braconidae.
AUGAAACGAGUAACUUCUCUAAGAGAUCUCCGGGAGAAAAUGACUCCAUUAUUGCCAGACAGUGUCAAAGAAAAAACCAACAAAGAAGCCAACGAUUCAAAUUACUUGCGUCAAUUAAUAAAAGUGAAUUACAGCCUUGCAAUUUACAAUAUUUUAGCACUAUUGUUCGGCUUUUCUUUGCUCCUAGUACUAAGCUGGCUAUUUAUCGUCAAUUACCCGAAAAUUAUAAUUAUCAGUGAAGUUCCUCGGGAAGAAAUUAUAAGUAUAAGCAGCAGUGUGUCAAUUUUUGAAACGUUUAAACUACCGGCAAUUGACUCCAAUGAAGGGUUCGAUUUUGAAAAACCUAUCGCGACUAGCGAAGAGUGCAGCAAUAUACAUAAUGAUAGUUUUGUUGGGGAUUUGACAAAAGUUGCUGACUCGUUCUAUAAAAAUGAUCUGCAGACGAUUAGAAUGGAGGCUCAUGGGAUAGAUGAAAAUAUUUUACAAGUUAAAAUUUUUGAUAAAAGUAAAUCCCGACAUGAACCUCACUGGCCAAUAAGGGACAUUAAGUACCAAAAGACAAACAACAAGCUCUACAAAUUUGAAAUUGACGAAUUCAAAGCAAAACCUGGUUUUAAGAUUAGAGCCGUUCGAGAUACUAACGAUAUUGUUGUAUUCGAUUCUUUGAAUGCUGGAGGGUUUAUUUUCGCCGACCAAAUGCUGCAAAUAAGCACAUUAUUGCCUUCCCACAACAUCUACGGUCUCGGUGAACAUAGAACGCAUUUGAAACUGAACACAACUUGGCAAAGAUUCACAAUUUUCAAUCGAGACCAACCUCCUACAGAAAACGCUAAUUUGUAUGGCUCGCAUCCUUUUUACAUGGUGAUGGAAGAAACUGGUGAUUGCCAUGGUGUUUUGUUCCUCAACAGCAACGCUAUGGAUGUUAUACUACAGCCAACACCAGCGCUAACAUUCAGGACAAUUGGUGGAAUUUUUGAAAUGUAUUUCUUCAUGGGACCAACUCCCAAAGAUGUUCUUAUGCAGUAUUCGCAAAUUGUUGGGAAGCCUUUCAUGCCUCCUUAUUGGUCAUUGGGAUUCCAUUUAUGCCGAUUUGGUUACGGAUCAUCAGAAAAAACCAGAGAAGUUUGGAACAGAACUAGAGCAGCAAGAAUUCCCUUCGACACCCAAUGGAAUGAUUUAGAUUACAUGGAUAACAAUAAUGACUUCACUUAUAACAAAGAUCGUUUCAAAAGUCUUCCUGAAUUCGUCAACGAAAUUCAUGAGGCUGGAAUGCAUUACAUUCCCCUAAUAGAUCCAGGAAUAUCAGCAUCUGAAACAAACGGCUCAUACCCGCCUUAUGACGAAGGAAUACACCAUGACAUUUUCAUAAAAGAUCCUGAAACAAACGAGCCAUUCAAGGGAAAAGUGUGGAACCGCGUGUCAACAGUAUGGCCGGAUUUCACUCAUCCCAAUGCUGGAGACUACUGGUACUCUAUGAUGAAAAGUAUGCAUGAAAAAUUUGAGUACGAUGGCGCCUGGAUUGAUAUGAACGAACCAUCAAACUUCUACAAUGGUCGCAUAAAUGGCUGCCCAAUAAACAAUUCAUUGAAUUACCCUCCGUACUUACCAAAUGUAGUAGGAAAUUCCUUGGCUUCAAAAACAGUUUGCAUGGACGCAAAACAUCACUUAGGGCCGCAUUAUGAUGUUCAUAAUUACUAUGGAACAGCUGAAGCUGCUGUUACUUAUGAUUCUUUGGUCAAAAUUCGUAAUAAGAGGCCUUUUAUCGUAUCACGGGCAUCUUGGGAAGGACAUGGUGUCUAUGCUGCUCAUUGGACUGGGGAUAUUUAUUCUAGUUGGUAUGAUCUGAAAAUGAGCAUCCCAGAAAUUCUGCAGUACAGUCUGUUCCAAAUUCCUAUGGUUGGAGCAGACAUUUGUGGAUUCGAUGGUAAUACCACGGCAGCGUUGUGUAACAGAUGGAUGCAAUUAGGUGCAUUCUACCCAUUUUCACGAAAUCAUAACUCAGAUGAUACUAUUGAACAAGAUCCAGUAGCGAUGGGAGAUUUGGUUACAUCAUCAUCUCGAAAAGCUUUGAAUAUACGCUACCGAUUUUUGCCAUACCUCUACACUCUUUUUGCUCGUGCUCAUAUGUACGGCGAAACUGUUGCUCGUCCAUUGUUUGUCGAGUUUCCUAAAGACAAUGUGACUUGGAAUAUUGAUGCACAAUUUCUUUGGGGAUCUUCUUUAAUGAUUGUACCGGUUCUCGAAGAGGGUAAAACAGAUGUAAACGCAUAUCUUCCUACAGGAAUUUGGUAUGACUACUACGAUAAAAUAAGUGUUACAAACGGAGAUAUUUUAACAUAUGUUGCUCCGCUUGAAUUGAUACCUAUUUUCAUCCGUGGUGGGUCUAUUUUACCAGCCCAAAAGCCGGGAAAAACGACCACCGAAAGCCGUAACAAUCAUUUUGAACUAUUAGUCGCUCUUGAUGAACAUGGACGUGCUAAGGGCGAAUUGUUUUGGGAUGAUGGCGACUCUAUUGGCACUAUUGAAAAAAAGGAAUACGUUUUCUUGACUUUUGAGGCGAAUAACAUGACAAUAGUCUCUUCUCCGGCUGAAAAUAAAAUAAAGGAAAAAAUGAGAUUAGGAAAAGUUGAAAUUAUGGGUGUAGUGGGCGUUGUUCAAAAAGUUAUAGUUAAUAACAGGAUCGAGGAGUUUGAACACAACUUUGAGUUACAAUACUUGAAAAUUAAACCAACGACAAUUGACUUACAAGAAGGUUGGUCAAUCUCGUGGUCAAUAGGUAUGUGCAUUCACAAUUUUAUCGUGAUCAAACAUUUUUAA